GCUCAUCGAGUCUCGCUGUCGGUGAAUUGUUGUCAUUUUUCCCUAAGCGCUAGCUUUUAGCUAACAGCCCAUAAGAUGCUUCUCUUCAUCAGACUUUAAUCCAUCAGGAUGUUAGGAUGGAGUGUGGUCCAGUUCUGCCGGACAGCUUAGUUUUGGAGAUCUUCCUGCGUCUGCCCCACGAUGCCGUGCUGAGAGCAGGUCUGACAUGCAGACAGUGGCAGGCCGUCUCCAGAGAUGAGUUCCUGUGGAGGGAGCUGUUCUACAGCUACUACCGCAUUCCACGCUCCGUACCUCGACAUCCUUCGGCUGUGUCGUGGUACAGGGAGUUCAAGCGUUUGUUCGACUGCAUCCCCUGCGUGGAGGUUCAGACGCUGAGAGAGCACAGCGACCAAGUUCUCCACCUGGCUUUCUCUCACAGGGGCCACCGCUUCUCCUCCUGCUCCAAAGACUGCACAGUGAAGUUCUCCUUUUUUACGCAGCUAUGGGACACAGAGCGGCCCGAUGGGAACAUCUCGUUGGUGCACAGCGCCAGCAUGCGGCCGUUUAACUGGGGCUACACCCAGUUCUCCCAGUUCAACCCUGACGACAGCCUGCUGCUCGUGUCCGGCGUCUACCUGGGCCCGCAUCACUCCUCAUCUGGGGAAAUUGCUGUCAUCAGUAUGGAAAAUUACACGCUGUUGUCGCGAGUUCGAAACAAACCGUACGAUGUGUUUGGCUGCUGGCUGAACGAGACUCACCUGAUUUCUGGGAACCUGCACUGGAUCGGCAACAUGACGUCCUGCUCAGUGCUCUGGCUCAACAAAGCCUUCCAGAAUGUAGAAUCGGAGAACGUCAACGUGGUCAAGCGGCUUUUUAAGAUCCAGAACAUGAACGCCAGCACCAUUCGCACGGUGAUGGUGGCCCACUGCCGUCGACACGACAGCCCCGACCUGCUGCUGGACUACGAGGCUCAGUCUCAGGCCAGGAGGGAGAGAGGAGAGCAGCAGCACCCCCACCAACCGCUUUUAUUCGACCUGGGAACGUCCGAAAGCGACGAGGAGGAAGAGGACGAGGAAGAGCGUCGGCGGGAAACGGGGAGUCACGGCUUGUCAUGCGGGCGCCUUGCUCAGCCCACCAUCUCAGGCCUGGAGCAUGUCUUUCAUGUAAGCUCUGCGAGUCGCAAAAAUGUCGGGUCCAGGGAGCUACAGAUUGAGGCCCAUGUGGCUCAGAUGAUGGGCAGAGCCUACACCAAGGCCCCCGACUCCAACCUUAUCGAGCCCACUGAGUCCGAGGAGGGAGAGGACAAAACGUACUUACUCUUCACCACCGGCAGCCUUACAUACUCCCCUCACCAGAUAGGCAUCAAACGGAUCAAACCGGACCAGAUGACCACGUCUGGUCCCGUGCUCGGAGAAGAGCGGAGCUCCGAGGAGUUUUUUGAUUCACUGGACCACGUUAUCGAUAUCCACGGCCAUAUUAUUGGCAUGGGCCUUUCUCCAGACCACAGGUAUCUGUACGUGAACAGCCGAGCUUGGCCAGCGGGGUGCGUGAUCUCGGACCCCAUGUCUCCGCCCCCCAUCGCCGAGGAGAUCGACAUGCACGUCAUCGACCUGAAGACGUUAAGAGAGGAGAGGAGGAGUCUGCGCGCACACCGGGCCUUCACCCCCAACGACGAGUGUUUCUUCAUCUUCCUGGACGUCAGCAGAGACUUCGUGGCGAGCGGAGCAGAGGACAAGCAUGGCUACAUCUGGGACCGUCACUACAACAUCUGCCUGGCACGUCUGGCCCACGACGACGUGGUGAACUCGGUGGCGUUCAGCCCCGCCGACCAGGAGCUGCUCCUGUCCGCCAGCGACGACUCCACCGUCAAGGUGUGGCGUUCGCCGCGCAUGGUCCGCCUCGCGCAGGCCUCCAGCUGCCAGCCGAGGCCCCGCGGCCUCCUGAGCUCCUGGCUGAUGCGCAGCAGCAAGAACUCCGCGUUAGCCGGCAGUGUGAACGGGAAGCCCUGAGGCACCUUCAGGUGGGAGGAACGUUCCAUCCCUUUUUUUUUUCCUUCCUCGGUGGUGUGAAUGUUUACACACUCCACGUGUAAUACGGUGCGUUUAGCAGAGACCGGGCGUCGCAGCCGGCAGAUGCAAGUCAAACACAAGGGGGCGACAUUGCACCAACAAAGAGGAGAAAUGACAGCGAACACUCAUGCUGCUGAACAGAAAGAUACACAAAAUGAUCACUUGUAAAGGUAGUAGAGCUAAAAGAUGUCCAAAGCGUUCUCGAGGAGACCUUUUCUUUUUUUUUUUUUUCCUUUUAAAUGAACGGAGCAGAUUCUGGACUCCUGGACUUGAGAUCUAAAUGUUUGUUGGAGUACUUCUGAUCGUGUUUGCAUGUCUUCUCAUCUGGGCUCAAGUGCAGUGACUGGUUUCAUUUUCUUCUUCACAUAAAUCUCUUACUUUGUGUCCUCAGUCUACACCUGUCAUCACGCGUGUCUUCAGAGUUUUAUAAAAAACAGUUUAAAAAACGAAGGGGAAAAACACAAAGCUUUAUUUAACGUAGUUUUCCUCAGUUUUAUUCACGUCAGAUAAAAAACAACCCAUUUUUUUGUAUUGUGUAAAAUAAAAACUCAAUUUAAUACAAAAGAAACGUGACUCUUAAACAAAAAGUGUGCAAAUGGAUCUAUAAUGUUACAUUUAUUUUAAAAAAAACCCUGUUUAUUUUCGGCAACUUUUUAAAAAUUUGGUCAAAUCGUGUCUCUUUAGGAGGAACUUUUGUUUUGUUUAAAAAUAUAAAUUUUCGUCUUCAUUCCCAUAUUUUGUUCUCUUUAUAAAUGUUCACGUUGGACAUUGUAAGAAUAUUUUUAUAAACCUGUAAUUGUAAAGACUUAUUAAAGAUUUACAUAAUGUUUUUAAGGUGGCACAGUUUGAAUCCUUAACCCCGGGAUUUUAAAAUAAAUUCAGCUUUAACAUCAUUAAAAACCUGCAGCUUAUUGGAUAUUUGAAGCGCAGUUUUGAUCAGAAGAAGUUUUAGAACAAUGUCAAACUAAUUGUACCAUAAGGGUUACUUAUGAGCAAUAAAUAAAAAUAAAGAAAAUAUUGGGUGAAACUUGAUAAACAUAAGUCACACAAAUGUCGCCCUUUAAUUUUAAUUGAAUCAUGCUGUAUUCCUUUAAAUCUUAUCAAAUUAAAGCUGUUUAACUCAUAAGUUUUUACUUUUUGGUGCCUCUGGAGAAACAAAACCCACAUUUUUAAAAUGAGUUCUGAUUUUGUUCAGUACUUUCUGACUCCCCCGUGUGGGUUUCCAGGUGUUUUACCUAAAAGUUCAGGUGGGCUCCCUGUAAACGGAGGAUGUGACUGAUUUUAAAACUCUGUUUGGUUUUUGCAUCUAUGUCAAGUUUUUACUGAAUAUGACUUGAGUACUGUCACAUCAGGAAAAGUCAGAUUUCAUAAUGAAUGUAACAAGUCAGGGACUUGGUCCCUUUUUGAGUCUUUUUUUUUUUUUACGCAUCUUUUACAAUAUUUUUUCUCUUUUUUCCUGUCUUUACAGUCAUGUUUCCUGCUGUCUACUGUUUUAUUUAAAGCUCCUCUUGAAUAAAAAGCAUGUGUCAGAAAGACA
Molecule: messenger RNA, 3585 nt
Organism: Austrofundulus limnaeus
Lineage: Eukaryota; Metazoa; Chordata; Actinopteri; Cyprinodontiformes; Rivulidae
Gene: fbxw5
Product: F-box and WD repeat domain containing 5
Exons: 10
Coding region: 117-1988 (623 amino acids)
Biological process (GO): protein ubiquitination
Cellular component (GO): Cul4-RING E3 ubiquitin ligase complex; SCF ubiquitin ligase complex
Molecular function (GO): protein binding
Source: RefSeq, a predicted model, not a curated record